AUGAUGAGUUCACCAUCAUUAAUAUCACCAUUAAAUAAAUCACGUACAUCUGACAUAAAACCAAUUCGUCUUCAAUUAGAUCCAAUACGUUUACAUGAGCCAGCUCGUUCAAAAUUAUCAACAGUUGAAACUCAACGUAUUAUGAUUGUUUUCGAUGAUUUUGUACAAAAAAUGGAAUUAAUUGAAAUGUUGCCUAUAAUUGUUUCACAUGCAGAUUUAUUUAAAUCAAUUAUUGAUACAGAAACCAUGAAUGAAAUACAUAGACAUGAACAAUUAAAACAAGCAUAUGAAAAUAAUGCACCACUUCAAUCAAUGUCGAAUAUUAUUGAAAAAUUGCCACAAUUUGAAAAUUAUGCACGUCGUUUUGAUAAAUCAUUAUCACAUAAUGCUAAUGAAAAAAUUGCUUAUCAUUAUUAUAUUCAACAAUCAAUUCGUAAUGUUCUUCGUCGUCUUGUUCAUCAACAAAAUCGUUUUGAUGCUAUUAAACGUAUUUUACAAAAUAAUAAUUUAUUACCACAACAAAAAGAUAUUAUGCGAGUAUUAAAAAUGUUAAGAGAAUCUGCAAUGGAAAGAUUUUUAACAACACCUCUUGAAGAACGUGAAAAAUUUGAACAAAUGAAGAAUUUAAAUACACGUCUCUCAUCUAAUGAAGCUAUUAUUGCUAAACUUGAAAAAGAACUUAAUGAUGCUAUCGCUGAGCGUGAUGCUGACGUAAGUUGA
This is a messenger RNA of Rotaria sp. Silwood2, 720 nucleotides long. The record is from the annotation of a GenBank genome assembly. NCBI's taxonomy places the organism in Eukaryota, Metazoa, Rotifera, Eurotatoria, Philodinida, Philodinidae.